CUGGACAAACUUGUCGGUCUCGCGAUGCUCGUCGCUGCGUCUGUUGUAUUUCUAUACUAUACUAUUUGGACUCUUCUCAUGCCCUUCGUCGACUCGGACCAUCCUCUCCAGAACGUCUUCCCUCCUCGAGUUUGGGCUAUUCGCAUCCCCGUCAUUCUUAUCCUCUUGGCCUCGGCCGUUGUGGGAUCAUUCUUGAGCGUAGUCAUGAUUCGAAGCAACAGGAAGAGAGUAGCAAAGGCAAAGGCCGCCGGAAAGAAGAAGGCGUAA
Molecule: messenger RNA, 267 nt
Organism: Lachnellula hyalina
Lineage: Eukaryota; Fungi; Ascomycota; Leotiomycetes; Helotiales; Lachnaceae
Gene: dpm2-1
Product: Dolichol phosphate-mannose biosynthesis regulatory protein
Exons: 2
Biological process (GO): GPI anchor biosynthetic process
Cellular component (GO): endoplasmic reticulum membrane; dolichol-phosphate-mannose synthase complex
Molecular function (GO): enzyme regulator activity
Source: RefSeq, a predicted model, not a curated record